Monodelphis domestica (gray short-tailed opossum) is the source of this 2674-nucleotide messenger RNA. The record is from RefSeq and is a predicted model, not a curated record. NCBI's taxonomy places the organism in Eukaryota, Metazoa, Chordata, Mammalia, Didelphimorphia, Didelphidae.
CUAUUAUGUUCUACAAGUGUCUCCUAUUGCAAUCCUGAACCUUAUGCCAUGGUCCAGAGCACAUAGGAGAUUUUUCUUUUGGGUCCUAGCAGCAAAACUAAAAGCAUGAUAUAGAAAUUAAAAAGAACAAUGGAGGUUUGUCAUCUUGAAACAUUUCCUUGAUAUUGUUGCUUCCCCAGAGUGGAAAGGUUUCCCCAGGAAAUAGAUUUCCCCCAUUGAAGGUCUUCAGAUAAAGACUAGAUUGACCUUUUUCUUGUUAUAGAGAGAGAUAUUUUUCCAAUCUCUUUAAUGGACCAGAUUGGCUUUUUCCCUUUUUUUUUUGAAAAUAAUUAAUUAAUUUAGAAUAAUUUUCUAUGGUUACAAGAUUCAUAUUCUUCCCCUUCCCUCCCCCAUCCCUUCCCAUAGCUGAUGCGCAAUUCCACUUGGUUUUACAUGUCAUUGAUCAAGACCUAAUAGACCAGAUUAAAGGGCCAUAGUUGUCCCUUCCAACUCUGAAAUGUUGUGAUUCUUCCCCUAUCUUGUCUCUGUAUCUCUGUGGAUCCUGGACUAAGUCUCUCCCCACCUUUCUGGGGCUGAGGUUCCUCCUUUUAAAAAGGAAGAUGGGAUGAUCUCUAAUCUCCCAGGAAUUUAGCACCUAGGAAAACAGGGCCAGGCCAUGUCUCUGUAUUUCCAAUGGCUCAUUUCCUGAGGAACUGGAAAGAAGGAAUCAUCAAAGGUCCUGUCCCUGCCUAUCCUUCUAUCCUUCAGCCAUUUCCAGCUAUCGAACAUGAUCCUGGUCUCCUCUCUUCUGCUACUGAGCCUCUGUGAGUCCAUCUAGCCCUCCUCCUUAUCCCCCACUCUCCCUUCCACUCCUUACCAGUGAUUGAAGGAAGCAGGAACUAGGAUAGUUGAGUGCCCAAUAAAAGAACUGGGGGAGGGGGGUGGGGCAAGCUGUGUAGCUCAGUGGAUUGAGAGCCAGACCUAGAGACAGGAGGUCUUAGGUUGAAAUCUGGCCUCAGUCACUUCCCAGCUGUGUGACCCUGGGCAAGUCACUUAACCCCCAUUGCCUAGCCCUUACUGCUCUUCUGCCUUGGAACCAAUACACAGUGUUGAUUCCAAGAUGUAAGGUAAGGGUUUUAAAAAAAUAAAAAAUAAAAGAGCUGGGAAGAUGGGCUUCUGGGACUUUGGGGAAGCAUAGGCUGAGGGACAGACAUCUACAUCCAUGAAAGAGUCUCAAGUUAUGAGAUGGACACUUAGAUCAUUCAGUGGUUAGGGACUGUCUCAUUGAGGGUUCAAUUUGACUGAAGGCAAAUUGGAAGCUGACCUCCACUCACUUUCAUUGUAGGGCGUUUGGGUCACAUGGCUGGCACACCACCUGGAAAAGAUUUUUACCCCAAACCCACUCUCAGUGCUAAACCUGGGCCUGUAUUGGCCCCAGGGGGAAACUUAACUUUGUGGUGCCAAGUGCCAGUUCCAGCCACAAGAUUCAUCUUGAACAAAGUGGGAGAGGUCCAACCAGUCCAGAUUCAGGAAUCCUCGGAGUUUGGAGCUGAGUUCCUCUUUGAAAGGGUGACCCCCACUCAUGGAGGCAGUUAUAGCUGCUGCUACCAGACUUCUUAUAACGUAUGGUCUCAGCCAAGUGACUCCGUGGAAGUGUGGGUGACAGACAUGUUACCAAAGCCCUGGCUCAUAGCAAUGCCAGGACCCGUGGUGGUACCAGGCACCAAUGUGAGCCUGCGCUGCCAUGGCCCACUAGGGGGGAUGAGCUUUGCUCUUUAUCGUGUGGGCUUCCCAGGGCCCCUACAGUACCUCAGUUCCGCCCAGCCUUGGGCUGACUUUUCCCUUCAGGACUUCAUGGCUCCUGGAACCUACAGCUGUUACUACCAUACACCUUUUGCUCCAUACAUCUUGUCUAAGAGGAGUGACCCUUUGAUCAUCAGCUGGUCAGGUUCCACUCCCCAGGAUUAUACUACAGGCAACCUCAUUCGAAUGGGCCUGGCUGGACUGGUCCUCCUCACCCUGGGGACACUGGUGUUUCUAGACUGGAACAGAGGAAGGGGCUGCCAAGACUGAACCUAGAGGUCCCCUUGAGCAACAGAGUUAAAGUAAAGACACUGGGUCUUGAGAUGUGGAAUGGGGUGACAUGACCUGGAGAUAUGAGGGUUCUUUGGAGAAGGAUGAAAAGGUAUUGUGGGAAAGCUUGAUGGGUUUAACUUGUAUUAUUGGGACUAGAAGCUAAAGUAAUGGAAUGGAAUGGAAUGGGCCUCUGCUGUUGGACUUAGAGGUUGGGAUAAAGGAUGGAAAAAUUUGCAAACUUUUCCAUCCUUUAUCAUAAGGUGUGAUAAGUUCCUGACAGUCACAUGCUACAUUAUUACAAUUAAACAUCCACAUUUAUGUCCAUAUUGUAUUUUGAAUAUUCAAAGUUAUAUAUGUAUUUAUAUAUCUACUUUUUGUGCAUUCUAUGAUCUAGUAAUUUUCUUUCUGCAAGCAGAGGUUUAAAAGCAUGAUAUAUGUGUAUAUAUAUGCAUAUAUAUAUACAUUUUAAAACAAACUAUAUAUCUAUCAUGAGUGAAUGACCAAACAAUGACAAUUCUCUAAAGCUAUCUAUCUGUGGGUUUUAAAAUUAGUAAUCAAUAACUAAGUAUUAUAUUUUAUAAAGUUUUAUUAAUAAUAACUAAAACAAAAGAACUACCUG